AUGGCUGACAUGCUGGCUUUGGGCGCAGAACGUCGAAAGAGGUGGCGCCUCAGACACGAGGAGUUUCUUCACAUUGUGCUUUCUGCGAGAGCGGCCAAACGAGCCGAACAGGGGGAAGAGCCGGUGUUCAUCGAGCCACUUCCGGCCGAGGUCACCCAAGCAGGUUAGUCUUUAGACUGUGCCUGUUUAAUAUUAGUUGCUGGAAGCUAGAUUUGGCACGGUUGGUUGCCAAGGCAGCCAACUGUAAAUGUGAGGACGUCAUUGGAUUAUCUUUUCGCGCUAAAAGAUUUUUCCUGUUAGAUAUGUGUAGUUUCGAGAAACGUAUGGACCCGAAAAACCAGGGUAUGUCUUGCUGGAUUACUAGCUUGGACGAUAAGAAUAAAUAAUUUCCGAAGGUAGGACUCCUUUUGUUUAGCAAAUUUGUUUACACUUCUGCAGUUAGUAUUUGUUAAUAAUAGGCAGUCGUUUUCCUGCCAGUCCCCCCAUAUGUUCGUCAAUACAACUAUUGGUUACGGACACAGCUAAGAGCCACUGCAGUCAGGUCUGGUUUACCUUUUUAUAUCAAGUUUUAUAAGGGCCUUGGUAACCAUAAAAACAGUCAUUCACCUAAAAAGGAUCCAAAACUCCCUAAGAAUCUAUGAUGUAGUUGGUUUACAGUUCAGACCGAGUGCUCUUGCAGUAUUUCAGUUACUGCACUUAGGCGAUAGAGGCGACUGCCUGACUUCAUUUAAGUCUUGGAAUGUGGUUUGGGAGUUUAGAGUGUGGGUGCCUGUGUGACGUUUUGAACACUGCAAACGAUGGCGUUCUCAAUGUGCCCCUGGAGAACGCGCAAUGCGACGACUUGCUCGCGAAUUAGUUUUUAGUGAGACAGUCCUGCGCAGCACCUUCCACGUUCUUUUCCAUCACCUCCCUGGUUCCAAUGGUAAGACGACGACUGGACGACAGGAGGCGGACUCGAGUGCUAUGCGUAACAAAGCUGUAAAACCUCCCCAAGCGCUCACGCAAGAUCUAGUUCCCUCAGUUUGCACCAGGCUUUCAGGAUGCCAUCUAGAUGAGAGUACCGUGAACGUCACAUUAGGAAGGAGCUGUUGGAUCUGACUAUUUCAACUGUAGUCAUUCAUUCCCCACAUACAGUACUGACUACGAGGACCGACUUGUUCCACUCGUUUGCAACCUUCAAAGCAAAGACUUUUAGUGCGUCGUAAGAGACUUAAUAUGCUGAUAUUUCGUGUGAUCGGCCUCAUUCUCUCCUUCCUCUUCCGUGCACCAAUCAGCUGCAUGAGCCUGUCAACCAGCCGAUGAUGGGAUUUGAUGCAGUAGUUGACAGACUUAGAAAAUCCAUCUGCGUGUGCUACACUCGACUUGUCGCUACCUCAUAUGCCAGAAUGCAUCAAGAGCAUGGAUCCCGCUCAUGUGAGGCGGGCCACAUGCCUGCUACAAGAAAGCGUUCGGAGAUUACGGGGGAAAAUUUGUGGUGUGGAGUAUGUCUAUGUAUGGCCUACGGAUGUCCGGACUGAUAGGGAGAGACGUGGUGAUGCUGCUUUAGUCGCAGUGUUUUAUUGCAAAUUUUCGUGGAGACACAUGUGUCCGAGUAGGUCGUACGCCAGUCAGUUCGAUAUUUCAAUUCUUUUAUUCCUCUGGGCAGAAAUUCCAACCCAAAGAAAUAGGCCAGGAACUACAAACGGCUAAAUAGAAUGCACAGCGGAGCUUCCCGGAGGACAAAAAUUGGUCGUUGAGCACUUGCAUUUGUAAGAAGAGUGGAAACUUUUAUCAUGUCCCCGAGUAAGGCCAGCCAAAACUGGCAGUCCGACUAAACCGAUGUAUUUCUCUUACCGACGAUUGAAGGCUUAGUUCAACUCAUUCGAUAAUCUACUCUUAAGUUUUUCCAUGUUCUGUUUAGCUCUUCAACACGUUAAGGUUUGUACUUAUACGUAGUUAAUGGGUCCACUUUUUAAGAUAAUAUAAUUGAUUCCAACAGGCCUCGUUCAUUGUCCUCAAUACUGGGCAUCUGGCGACGGUAGAUCUGACCACCUUAAUUACCGCUGUUUUACACCCACGGAGAAAGAUUUACAACUUUCCGCAGUAUGACUCGAUAUCUUUAUUAGCCGUAUAGGAUCGUUUUUUAGUUGAAUACCUUUUCUUUGCUCCCAGUAAACUUACGAUGUCGGAUUUAGUAUAGCAACACCGGAUUGAUUGGUAGGUAGUGUUAGUAUUCUUUAGAUUUUCUCGAUUCAGUGCUGCUUUAUUCACCGGAAUAGACGCACUCAAGGUCAAAGCUAUGUCAGAAGACAGUCGGGAUAACUCGGUUAUUCUCUGUGGUUCUAUAGCAAUAAACAGUAUGAUUAGCGGAGCAUGACAGAGUUAAUAAGGCGGGGAAUAAAUUGGAAAGUGGACGUACAUUUGAGGUGAUUAGACGAGCAGUCAGCGAGUGACGCCAAAAUGUGGUGGUCGGUCUAAAAGCGAGCAGAGACAAAGAGAAAUAGACAAUGGACAAAGAACAAAGAAUGACGAGAACCGACAAAUAGGGGUACAGAGACAAAGGCACGGUGGUAUGAGUAAAGUCUGCUACUAACAAACGGUUAGUAGCAGAACAAAGACAAGAAUAGAAACUGACAUCAGGAAUGUCACAGGUAGUGAAAGGUGCGCAUGUAGUCCACUUUGAUCGCCUCCCUCUUGAGCAUUCAAAGGUAUAAUCGGGAGUUUUUUCCAUAAAUGUACACAUUCUUGCAAGUCUUACCGGCUUCUGAUGAGAAAUGUAAUUUAAUGGAACAUCUUUGCAGCCUUGGGCAAGGGGCAAAAUAUUUUAACGACCACGUUGGCCGAAGACUGCACAGAUUAGAUCUUUGUAAUUUGAUCUAUGCUGUUGCCAACUUCAAUUCAGUGUAUGUCUGUCAGCCGGCGCCCGGGUGCAAGCUCGACAACUUAGACCCUCUUUUUGUGUUGAUUUCGAAACUAAUAAUGACGAUAGGUGCAACAACCGAAUUCCUAUAAAGUUUCUCUUUUGCCCUUUAUACAGGGUCAUAUUUCCGAAAAAUAAAAACAUCUUGCUUCCAACCCUUGUUUUUUAUUUGCUUCUUCUAUCCUUUUCUACAUAGGACUCGUGCUCUGCAGAAAAUGUGGUAGGCGAUUUAGCGAAGGUGUCUUCGAGAAGCAUAAGGACUUAUGCAAAGAGCUUCGUGACGCGCAGACAACUGAACUGACGGAGGAACAGAAAGACGCAAAAGCUCGCUUUCUACAGCGCAUGAAAGUGAGCUUUCCCACACAAUUUUUCUUUGGCCAUGAAACGUUGAUUUGACAGUCAUUUCAGUUGCAUUUUUUAUUCUUAAUCGCAACAUUGACUUAGUCGGUGUCUCUUUGUAGUACUCACACAGAGUUUAUGGACGCGCCACUCAGCAGGAUAGCACAGAUGUGAAAGAGGCUUCUACUUCUGACUCUAGGACCGAGAAUCAUCCAACUCUAUCCUGUGCCGCGGAGAUGCAGAAGAUGCAGUUCCUGCUGAACGACAUAAUUCCUACCCUGUCGAACCUACCGGAUAAGUUGCAGUCGUCCAGUGCUUUUGACGUCUUCUUGAAGCAGCUUCUGCCCGCAGGCAUACCUCCGUCUCGUGACGAAUCAUUGCUUCAGGUCAGCAAUUGCAACAAGACCAUCAUGCCUAACUGCGAACUCGCCUACCCUCCGGAGAGUGAUUCGAGAUCAGGUGGGCAUUUGCCGCCUCCCUUUUGGGUUUGCAAACUAUCUGCCACUUUUCUUUGCUUAAAAUUUUGUGGUCGUUAACAAUCGGAAAUCUAACGGUAAAGAAUUUUAGGCAGUAAAGAAGAUGUUCAAGAAUAUUAGGACUUGUAAAAACGAAUAUGCUUGGCUCCUGCACGAGUCGAAACUCUCAGGUUAAUACGCUGAGUGUUCUGAUGAUUGUAUAUCCUUCAUUUGCUUUGCAAAAUUGUGCCCGCCCUAUUUACUUUCGAAUAACAUGAUCAGAACGUAUGGAGUAAGAUAGGCUGGAGUUAUUCUUUUAGUGAGAAUUUAGUUUAUUUUAAGUAAUAUCUGCACAUCGCGUCUGAGCCCCUAUAGUUCAGCUGGAUCAUGCAGUAUUUGGGUCUCCAACCCAGUUUCGAUCAACAACUACUGGUAAAAAUAACUUAAGUAGGAUUGACACAACUUACGUGAUUGUGUCCGAAGGUACUGCCAUUUUCUGCCGUCUGACGUACUCUUAGCCACCUAAGGUUGUGUCGUAGUUAGCCCAGCGCCUUGGGAUGCACACCAACAAAUCGUAUGCAAAAAUACCCUGGGUCGCAGUCGAUACGUAUAUGGCCGCAAACCCCCGCUCCACCCUCAGUUAUCCAUUUUUCCGGCCGCUGUCUCACUCAAACUACAGUUAGAGACUUGCUGAGAACUUAAGUGUCCGAAACCUCGUUUGACCAGCGUCUUAUGAAUCAGGUCGCUUGAGGGCCUACGGGAGGUGCUUCAAAGCGUCCAAGCGCAGGCCUAGAAAAGGCUUAGGAAUAAGGAUCUCCUCUGUGAAAAUAUUUUAAAAAAGCAUCCUUGUUUUGAAAGUGUUUACAUAUUUUUGAAAGAAACUAACUUUGCAGCCGGCCAUAGAUGUUUUAGAAGGCAGGCCGCUGUGCGCCCUCAGAAAUUUGGUGCCAUUAACAGGUACUGACCUGGUAGAAAUCAUAUUCAGCUCGAAGUCUCCUCGCUGCUUUAUGUUAACUCUUUUUUUCUAUCUCUGCCGCCUACAUUUUCAGUUUCCCAGCUUUUCUGUGCUAGGAAUAAUCUGCGCGAUUCCAACAUAAGUGAUAAUUUCACGAAGUAUUCGUCACCCUCAGCCGUUUCAUCAGUCUCCUCCCUGUCUACGCUUUCUCCACCACUGGACUCUUCCCAUGAAUGUAGUCAGAAAGGCCCAGUAGAAGAGGCCGAGGAGGAGGAGGAGGUAAAACAGAAAGUGGGAGGAACGUCUAGAAGAUCCCAGUGCCUGCCAGGAGCGACAUCAUCCCCUUCCACUAUUGAACCCAAAUUCUUGACCGACUGUUUGUCGUCAAAGACUGCCUCGGCGUGCUGUCUCAGGAAGUGUAGGGCCACAACCACUGACAACUCCAAAGUAACCACACCCGCAGUCAUUACAAAUACUGCUCUCCCUGCCAGUGAUGGCGAUAGUUAUGUCACCACGCCUAAUCUACGCUCGAACGCAGAUAAACACACCCACUUAACGCCUUCGAAGGUAAAACACCAACACAACAGACCACAUGAACAUCCCGAAAUCAGCAAUUAUGUAAAGAACAAUUGCAAAUCUUCUUCCGGUGUGGACACUGUCCCCUCCAGGAGUCUACCGACGCGCUGCGAAUCUAGAAACGGUAUCCACAUCUCAGCUGUCGACAACGACGUCAAAAAUACAGCCGCCUGUGAACGCCGUCACCAUUGUCACCGUCAUCAUCAGCAUCGUCACCAUCAACGCCACGGUCCCACAGCGGUUUCGCUUGUUGGUAGUCACCAGUCACAGAAGAGCCGCCAAUCGAAAUCGCACUGCGAGACUGUCCCUGGUCUGGUGGCCCGUCAGGACGCUGCCACGGUUCCCUCCGCUGAAAAGAAUUGUAUGCGACCUAUUGAACUCUGUCCUCUGCCACCAGUUGAAAUAUGUUUCAAAGAGGCUCAGGAGGCCCAACGGUCGUCCCUCUCCCGUCCAAAUACUGCGUCCUCUCCCGUAUUCUAUCAGUUCGUCAAGACAACUGAAGCAGGUGAUCGAAGCUCCAGCGGCAGAUGUCAGGGGGAACUUGAGGUAAAUGUUGCCCAGCUCUGUUUAUCUAGGUACAUAAGAUAUAUAAGGCUGAUAAAGUGUCUGAACAAGGAUUUGCGAUGGGUAUCAUUAUAGCUUAGAAGAUAAAGAAACAACAAAUUGUCGGCAAAAUUGGACUUAAUCGGAAAUAAUCCUGAAAGGUACAAAAGUGGAGAUAUUUGCAGCACAAUGCACAUGCUGAACCAACUUAUGGCUCGUGUGUAAACUAUAAUGAGACCUGAGGCAUGUCUCGUCGAAGACACCUCGCGCCGUUUCAUUGUAAUUAAUCCCAUUCAUUGCGCCUAUCACACUCCCCCACCCCAGCAGGCAGUCUUUUUAGGUUCUUUUAGUAUUUACUUUGCAGCCUGCCUCUGAUUCUGCCCUUGGAAUAUAAUUGUUUGGCUGUUUUGUCGUUCAUAGAAAGAUGACUAUUCCUCACACUUUCCUCUUAAUCACCUACUCCAACUGUUUUGCCCCUUCCCACGUUAAGGUCAGAUUUUAUUUCAAGCCCAAAUAUUUUGGAAUAUUAGUAUGUUCAGUUAAUCAAAAAUUCGUUUACUUAUAAGAGCUUGUAUUGGGUCCCAUUGGUUUUCCUACUUUUCUAUAUACCCUUAAGAAGCCUGUGCUGCCUCCAUCUCCAUGUGACCCGAUUUCAGUCACAAGCGUCAGUUUCAUGUCCGUCGGGACUGAGAAAACCAACAAUUCUCAAUAUAUGACAGCAGAGGCCACCGACCAGUGCAAACAAUCUGCGGCAGCCAGUCCUGCCAACUCUCACAGUCUGGUGUAUCUCGAUGUGGAAAGCGUCCCUUCAAACGAUGUAUCUGUGCCCGCUGGUAACGUGUUGAAGCCAUCAACCUAUUCUUCCGGCACCUAGUGAGUUCGAUGCUGCUGGUUAAAAUCACAGUGAUAAUGUAAUUCCUAUUUAAUACUUAACGAUAUCAUAUUAAGUACUCGCCAAUUGUUGUAUGCUUAUCUUUAUAUUACUGAGCUCAGAAGAACUGCUGAGCUAAACGUCGUAAGCUAAGUAGUUACCAUGUUUGUUCACUUUUUCUAAUUGAUGAUCAUGACGGCCCCGCCAAUGCAACGGAGCGUUUUUGAGAUUAUAUCGUCCGCAAUUUAAUUCCCGAGCAUUCUAGCCCAAUGCUCCUUUCGUGCGUCACUGGCAGGCGGUGUUUGUGAUUGUUGAUUGGGCUUCAAGUUCCAUGCAUGAGACGGCGGACGGGGCUGGAAUUCUCGACGGGCACGUCAGCUGCCGACAGCUGCAUGUUUUGCAGACCACUAAUACUCAAUGCCAGCCUCCUGGGCCGUAGGCUAUGGUCAUGUCGGCCGUAGCAUCAUAUGUCUGAACUUCAUGGUGAGACUGACGAUAUGUUCAGAUAUGUCAGAACACCGUGCAUGCACGACGUAUGUGACGCCCCAUUUUUGCUCGGCAUUAUAAACUCGACAGUAUAGGAAACUUCAGCUGGAAGGAAAAGUCGACCGUCUCGAUCCCUUCACAAUGCGGAAGGAAUCGAACGCUUCCCGUGGGGUGAAACCGCUUUGUUUUAGACUGAGAAACUUCUAUACUCGAGUCAAGUGCUGCAGGGAAACUGCAGUCGGAGGCCGGAUUCUGCUCUGAACGGCGCCGUUUUCGCAUUAUCCUUGUUUAGACAAAAGGUAAAGCGGCGCAAGGAAUGUCAAAAGCUAUAAGAUCUUGGUGUUUCACUGAUCUCCCAACGGAUUCAGUCGACCGCAUAUCGGAUAAACAGGCAGUUGAGAGUGUAGUCACGGACAGUAAGUUUCUGUCUGCGUCUUGAAGAACGUGAACAUUCCAGCAGAUAACAUUCAUUUUUAUAAACCUCGUCAAUGUCUCAUAUUUUCAUUCCCUAUGUAACCGUAUGGGCCUGAUGAUGAAGUACCGAAAACAUGUAUUUCUUUGAGGGUUAAUAACUCAUGAAACACUUAUAAACCCCGUCAUUCUUAUUGUCACAAGAUACCAUUCCGAAUAAUGGACAGGCGUCUCUCUGUCAGGAGAUCAAAAAUAUAACUCGUGUUCCGGGCGUUGUCGUCUGUCGUAAAAGAUCGAGCUAAUGUAAUACACGAGAGUUCUUCACCCGGGCCUGCUUUUUUGUCAGAGACCGUCGUCUGCAAGACGAUGAUAGCAUGUGAAUCCCCAUUUACUGACGACAAAUCUCCCUAAAUCAAUACUGCAGACGUUUAUGNAUGAAAACGGACUUGUCUCCGUGCCGGUCGCCCCAGAGACCAGUAAUCAGGACUCAGGUGGUCAGUUAUCGAUCGUGACCUACUGCGGAGGCGUUUCGAGACUAAGUUGAAGUGCAUACCUGGCGACACCAACUUUCUCUUGACUCAGUUUGUGAGGUAUUCUGCCAUAGAGAGUGGCCUUGCAAUGCAUUCUGCUGAUGAGUUGCUCCAAGUUUCCUCUAAACAGCAGGAGAAAAUAUAGUAAAUUAGUUUCCCUGCCAUUGAUGCGCACUGCACAAGCCCCUCGCUAGAAUUAAAGUUGGCUACAACAAACAGACCCUUGCGUUUAUCUGUUUCUUGGAGAAAUCCUUGUAAGUUACAGUAAGUAAGAACUCGACAAUUUUGAAAUGUUGCCGCCAAAGUAGUGGAAACUGGUAAGACUCAUCAAUUAGGCUUGCUCAUCUCUUUGCAACCGCCUUCGGGAUUUCUAGGUCAGGGCCCUUAGGCAAACCUAAUCACGUAUGUUCCGUUCUGCAACGCUCGAUGAUGUCCAACGGAUGUUUGGGCUGUGUUCCUGACACUUGGCCUUGAACUCUUCCUGUUAUUCUCGUCUCUUUUCAGCUGUUGUUUUCUGAGACUCGCUUCAAAUAUAAGACUAUCUGCUGCUGGCGCCUGCUAGUUUUACAUAUAAAUAGUCGUUCUACUUGCUACCGCUUCAGUAUUUCUGAUAAAAUAAGAAAGCACACAACGUUGUGCGCAGUAAGGGCGCUGACAUUGUUGGCCACCAGUGUUGGAACCAGGGGCGUGAAAUCUUCCAAUGCUGGUUAACUACGCUUGUUAUUUCCGAGAUUUUUAAGUAUCCCCUUACGACAAGUCAUUCACCCUGAUAUUUCGAUUUUUAUUCGAAUAUCCUCGGGGAUCUGUUUUCAUUUCAGAGGAAAGGUACUGCUUAAGUGGCUUAUACAUUUUACGUCAUUUUGUGCUGUUCGUAUGAUGCUUUCUUUUUCCUCUAAUUUGUUUAGAAGCGGACUAUUUUCUCAAAAUAUCCUGUCGGAAAUUACGUCAUCGUGAAACUUAGAAGUCUAAGCAAUAACACAUUUCAGGCUCCAAAGAAAGCAUUGCUUGCGGCAUUUAGUCUGAAUAAUGUUGCUAAUACAUGUGCACUUGCCAAUCGUUUCUAUGGAGAGUGCGAAUGGUUUCAGAUGUAUUGCAGUAUGCUUUGAUGUUGGGACACCUGCUUGAUUUAAAAAGAAAGGGAUCACUGGAUUGCUCCUACUGAACCUAAAUAAAUGAUGCUUUGGAGCAUUAUAAGUCAUGUAAAGACAAUUACGAACAAUAUUCGAAUCAGUGCACUUAUUGUACUUUACAUGUCUAAAUAUCAAGAUAACUCAAGUGUCUUCUAAAUGUCCCUAGAAAGUCGACUUUUUGCCCUUUCCCUAGAAAAAUAUUUUUAUAUCCAAAAAGCCAUGAACAGACAUAAAAUCACAGAGUUUUCGUGGCCCACGACUGGAGGUUUUUUCAACGCACCCUAACAUGUUGUUAUGCACGUACUGUGCAAUAGACACUGCCCUGAGAAGACGUGGGCCUUGGAACAGUAGGGAGAACAAAUAGCACUAAUAGACAUCCGUUUGCUUCACAAAACCACAAGCGAAAACUGUUAGGAGCAUGGAGUUUACUAGCAGUAACCGCCCCGGCACAACACAGAUACGUGCCAGGAUCUGGUAGUUCAAUUCAUAUCUCCGGCGUCCUGGCCACAUGACGUACCAGUAAUUUAUCUCCAUUAAGCCUCUGUAUUGCAAAAGUGUUCAGUUUAAUUUAAGCAGGUGAUAGUAUAUGUUGAUAAGCCAACCUCAUCUCGCCAUCUUCUCUUUCUUUUUUAGCAAGCCCUCGAAUCUGACUUCCUACGCUCUCGGGAGCGUGACCUCGACGAUUUUAACUCAGACCCUUCGUUCGGACUCCGGCACAUCCAAGUCUUCCCGAGAUGGCCGACCUUUUGCCCUCAACGAACAGGCUCACUUAACUGAGAAGAGGAGGGAGCCAAAUCAAGGAGGGCCGCCUACCAAGACAACCACGAUAUUACAGAACAUUUCGAUUUCAGACAGCACCGAAAGUUUCGCAUACUGCAAAUUCUGCAGCCAGUGUGGAGAACGGUUCUUUGAUGAUGCUAAGUUCUGUGUGCUGUGCGGCACUAGUCGACGCUUCGGUCGUCAACACUCCCUUGUGGUCACAGCAGACCGACCGAAAGUCAAUCCUGCGUCUGGAUUAGCAACAUCCAGUUAG
Molecule: messenger RNA, 10228 nt
Organism: Spirometra erinaceieuropaei
Lineage: Eukaryota; Metazoa; Platyhelminthes; Cestoda; Diphyllobothriidea; Diphyllobothriidae
Source: the annotation of a GenBank genome assembly